Messenger RNA from Carassius gibelio (silver crucian carp), 2822 nucleotides. RefSeq lists its product as uncharacterized. The transcript has 5 exons. Bases 66 to 2468 code for a protein of 800 amino acids. The record is from RefSeq and is a predicted model, not a curated record. Lineage: Eukaryota; Metazoa; Chordata; Actinopteri; Cypriniformes; Cyprinidae.
ACUGUGUAAACGAGAACUGUUGAAAGUCUGUGUAGAACAUUAAGAGUUCUCCUUCAAGAUCAGAGAUGGCUUUUAACAAGAAUACAUCUUUUUCAUCAUCAUCUUCAUCGUCCUCGGUUGUGGAUGAAAUGUCAGAGAUGUCGCUGAGGAACACAUCUCUGGACUCAUCCGACGAGGAUGUUUCCUCCAGUCACUGUACCGACAGGCUUGUGAAAAAUCAACUGCUGAUGAACAAAUUCCUGGACCUUCAAUACAGAGCCCGAGAGCGCCAAGAGGAGUUUCAGUCACUGCUGGAGCGAUUUAACUAUAUACAGGAAUCUCUAGAAUGGGAGAUUGAAAAAGUGGAGAAAUCCAUGGUCAACAUGGAGUGGCUGGAGGACUUGCAGAAGAUCGUUGAUGAGUUCCAGGCCAAUAUGGCAUACAAUGUGAGCCGCCUUCGAGAGAGCUUCAGAAAAAUGCAGGAGGUUGCCUCGAAAAAAGUUCUGACCGUGAAGGCUAAAGGUAAACCAAGAAAAGAUCUGGAUGCCAAAACAGUUAAAAGCAUUCAGUCUCUGCCGACUUGUCCCACGGUAGCACAAUUGAAGGAAAAUUCAACUGUUGCAUCAACAUACUCAUCAAACCUGAUCAAUGCCUUGAAUAACAUCGCCAAAUCACCCUCCUGCAGUCCAGCCACAAGUAAGGCACUAAAACUAUCAGCAGGGACCAUUGAAAACCUCAACAAGGCAUUUCAAGAUCACUGCUUGGAAAUUAAGACUCUCAAGACACCUCAGAAACAGAGCAAGGUGAUUCAAGAUGUGAACAGAGAAAUCUUAGUUUCUCCUGUGCACCAAAAUAGAUCUGCAGGUCAGCAGCAGAAGGUGCAGAAAUUUCCUGUGAAACCCAAGGCAGAUGCUUUUGGUUUCCCUCAGGUCAAAGAGCUUGUACGGGAGACAAAUGUCGAAGUGUUGCCUUUAGAUAGACCAGUGGUAACAUUAGACACAGCUCCAAAAGACCUCCAGAGUCCAUCUGCUGAUGGCCCGUUUCCUCCUGGCCUUGACAGGACUUUUGCUCUCCCCAAGGUCACACGAUCUGUCGAGGAGACAAAAGUUUCCACAGAGCAAGAGGCAAACGUCAAAUCAUUUGAAGAGACACAAGUUGAUGCAGAGACAAUGGAGAGAACAGAGACAUCAUUUGAAGAGACGAUGGCUCAGAAAAACCUUAAGUGUCCAUUUCCUCGUAGCUUCCAUCGUCCGUCCCCCGUCAGAUCUUCUGCUCUUCCUCAGAUUUUGCAGUCUGUGGAGGAACCAGAAGUUGAUACGGAGACAAUGGAGAUAACAGAGACACCAUUUGAAGAGACAAUGGUUCAGGAAGACCUCCAAAGUCCAUUUCCUCGUAGCUUCCAUCGUCCGUCCCCCGUCAGAUCUUCUGCUCUUCCUCAGAUUUUGCAGUCUGUGGAGGAACCAGAAGUUGAUACGGAGACAAUGGAGAUAACAGAGACACCAUUUGAAGAGACAAUGGUUCAGGAAGACCUCCAAAGUCAAUUUCCUCAUAGCUUUCAACGUCCAUCCCUCGACAGAUCUUUUGCUCUUCCUCAGAUUUCACAGUCUGUAGAGGAGACAAAAGUUUGUGCUAUGUCAGCGGAAGGACGUCAGAGUCUGUCUUCUGUCCACACCCAUCCUUCCUCGUCUGUGAAACUGCCCAAAAUUCAGACUCAAGUAAAGCCUUCACUUCAGAAGUCUGAGAAACCCGAGCCUCGCAAAUAUGAUUCUGCAGUCUCGGGCAGCAUUGAGGAGCAGUACAAGAAGAACAGCGAGGAGGACGGAGACAAACUGUUUCAUGCAAGCAUGAGAGAACCAUCAUUCAUAAUUGACAUCAAAGCUCAAGAAAACAACCUCCAGAAGCUGGAUCGAGCUUUUCAAAAGAACAACAUUUCCUCUGAAAUAUACAACCUGUGCAGAGGAACCGUCAAUCAGACACUUAAGAGUGUUGAGCUGCGUCUCGGAUGUCUUUUACGGAGAUACAUCAAACAUGUCCAAAUGAAGCAAUUAAGGAAGACGCUCGAUGGAAAUUUCAAGGCGACCAGAAAUUUAAGGGAUGGACUGGAGUUCAAAAAAGUCCAUUCUCAGCUCUGCAAGUUUGACCGUUUCCAGCAGAGUGUAAACAAAAUCUGGGACGCCAAGCAAGCCUCCACCGAUGAGACACGAGGACUCUGCAUCGCACGGACGGCCCAUUUAUACCAGCAGGUGAAUGCGGUGCAUGGCCUACAUCUGGCAGGCAUAUCAUUUGAGCAAAGGCAUGUAUCACUUCCUCUGCUCACUGUGACACCCGUGCGGUUCAGCUCCAAUCUGCGUCCAUCUCCUCCUCGGGGACCGCGAACUUCACCCAGCAGAGCCAGUCCAGCACGUCAUCCUCAAAUCCACCCCAAACCUCUGAACCACACGACCAGGAACACACCAGGCAGUUUCCUGAAGAUCAGUCACAUUCAAUAAUGAUGGCCAGUGUCAACAUAAUGGCUUGUAUCUGAACCCAAGAAGAGAUUAUUGAAAUGUCACAAAGAUAAAACAAAAGCGAGGACGCAUCAGGAACAGACUCUGGAUAAAACAGAAGCACCGGCCUGUAGACAUAGGAAGAUGGUUUCAUUUACAUUUGUUACACUGCACUGCUCAGUCAGCGGUUAUUGACAUCUAAAUGUAGCCAUUGAUUGGUUAACCCAUAUUAGUGAUUUCAAGCUUUGCCAGUCAAAUAGCCUAUGUUAUAUUAAGGAAGAGCUAUGUCUUAAUCAGUGUAUAUAUAUAUUUUUUUAAGCUUAUAUUGCAAUAAAUAUAUAAAUAAACAUAUGAAUA